Frankliniella occidentalis (western flower thrips) is the source of this 785-nucleotide messenger RNA. RefSeq lists its product as uncharacterized. NCBI's taxonomy places the organism in Eukaryota, Metazoa, Arthropoda, Insecta, Thysanoptera, Thripidae. The record is from RefSeq and is a predicted model, not a curated record. The transcript is spliced from 5 exons. Bases 1 to 594 code for a protein of 197 amino acids.
AUGGAAGCUACUAAACCAAACCAUUUAAAGAGGCCCCUGUUCAGCCCCUCUAAGAGCCCACACUUAAAGAAAAGUCGGCCUACAUAUUCUCCUAACAAAAAUAAGAGGAGAGUCCGUUCCCUCUUUCAUUCGAGUCAACCAACAAUUCUUAAGUCAUCUGUCAAUUCAGAACAGCUUGCACAGCCUCUAGAUGAUUCUCAACAAUUUGAGGAAGCCAAGCCGACUCGGGCCAAACGAAAUAGGUUGUUUCCGUCUACUCUCUGGAGGCACAAUGCUUCUCCUACCUCAUCAACCACCGAGACUGCAAUAGUAACUCCGCUGAAAGUUAAGAUACCCAAUUUUCUCAAUGAUUGUUCUCCAACUUCUCCAACCUCAUCAACAACUGAGACUGCCAUAGUUACUCCUCUGAAAGUUAAACUGUCCUAUCAGCCCAAUGGUGGUAACCACAGGAGCAAGGAUUGUGAUGAUAUGUCUUCAGUGUCAUCCACAACAGAAACGGCAAUUGUAAGUCCGAUAAAAUUGAAAUCUGCUUGCAGUAAUGCCACUGUACUUACUGAUCAUGACUACUGUCUUGUCUCUCUGGUAAGUAUGUAAAGAUAUAGUUGUAGUGUGCUAUAUGGUAAAUUCAUUCAUCUGUAUGUUUGACUUGUGUAUAGGUUCCAGCUUCUAUUGAAGAGCGUGCUGUUCCCCCUUUAAAAAUUCGACGGAUACCAAUAACCAAGUCAAAAGUAAAUGGUGCUCAAUCAGAGCAUGAUUACUUGUUGAUUGAUGAAAUGCCAACAUCA